AUGAAACGUACAGGUGAAAUUGAUGGUGAUGUUCCUGUCCACGAUCAUCUUGCUGAUCCUGUGGAAGUUGCGGUAAAAAAAGCUAAAAUAUCAUUAAAAAGGAAAGCAAUUCGAAAUAAUGGUACCAAUUCGAAUACGAUUGCUAAAGUUUUGUCAACUGUACCAUCACCCGUAAAAGCAAUAAUGCCGUCUGUGAAGUCACUAACACGUACAGUUCAACGUGCCAAAAAAAAAAAUAACAUCAUAAGCGUUAAUCCUGAUUCACUUCAAAAUUUACACAUUCCUAACGAGUAUAAAUUUACUAUAAGUGGGAAAUUAUUUUUAUUACAUGAUAAUGGUGGUGGUAAAGAUCGUUUUAUCAUUUAUUGUACGAAUGAAAAUUUGGGAUUGUUGGCAGAUUGUGAUGUUUGGUGUUGUAAUGGAACUUUUAACUCCGUGCCAUUGAUUUUUCAACAGCUUUACACUAUCCAUGGUAUGUACCAUGGGAAAUUAUUGCCAUUAGUGUAUAUAUUAGCACCUAAUAAAUCUAAUAAGAUGUAUACAGCUGCAUUAUCUGUGUUGAAGGUCAAUAAUCAAAAUUUGAAUCCGAAUCGUAUUAUAAUUGAUUUUGAACGUGCGUUUGCGUCUGCAGUUGAAAAAGAAUUUCCUAAUUGCACAGUAUCUGGUUGUCUGUUUCAUUUUACACAAUGUGUUUAUAGACACAUACAGUCAUGUGGAUUACAAAUAAAUUAUAAUACUGACUUGAACUUUGCUGUUAACAUUCGAAAGCUUAUGGCACUAUCAUUUGUGCCCCCCGAUGAUGUAGUUGAUGCUUACGAAGAACUUAUUGGAACUAAAUUUUUUGACGAUAAUGACGAUUUAUUAAAUGAUUUUCUGCAAUAUUUUGAGCGAACUUGGAUUGGUGAACGUCGACGUAAUGGUAAUGGAAGAAAAAAUCCAUUAUUUCCAAUUAUUAUGUGGAACUGUUAUCAAGCUGUAAUAGAUAACGAACUGCGUUCAAACAAUGGCGUUGAAGGUUGGCACCAUUCGUUUAACUGUAAAGUACGUGUUGCUCAUGAAAUUUUUAGUACAUUUGUUCGUGUGAUAAUAGAUGAGCAAGAAAUUACAGAAACAAAUGUUUCGCAAAUUGAUGCUGGAGCUGAUGUUGUCGCCAAGAGACGUAAAAUAUAUAUUGCUAAAGAAGAACGCAUAAAAGUUAUUGUUGAGCGUUACGAUGUCAAUAAUAAAAUGAAAUAUUUAAAAAGUAUUGCCUCUGUAAUACAAAUGAAGUAA
Microplitis mediator is the source of this 1272-nucleotide messenger RNA. RefSeq lists its product as uncharacterized. Bases 1 to 1272 code for a protein of 423 amino acids. The record is from RefSeq and is a predicted model, not a curated record. NCBI's taxonomy places the organism in Eukaryota, Metazoa, Arthropoda, Insecta, Hymenoptera, Braconidae. The transcript has 2 exons.